Molecule: messenger RNA, 1853 nt
Organism: Gymnodraco acuticeps
Lineage: Eukaryota; Metazoa; Chordata; Actinopteri; Perciformes; Bathydraconidae
Gene: nudt2
Product: nudix (nucleoside diphosphate linked moiety X)-type motif 2
Exons: 4
Coding region: 156-596 (146 amino acids)
Biological process (GO): ATP biosynthetic process; AMP biosynthetic process
Molecular function (GO): bis(5'-nucleosyl)-tetraphosphatase (asymmetrical) activity
Source: RefSeq, a predicted model, not a curated record
GAGAGGACCGGACACUAUUCCAAGAGCACCGCUGAGCUCCGCAGUGCUGUCUGUCGUGAGGAACAGACAACGUUUUAGCAAAUAUUUCACAGUGAACCCAGUGCAAAGGUCUUCUCUUGAAGAGUGGUGAGUCUAAUAUCUACGUUAACAGGGAGAUGGCGCUGCGAGCCUGUGGCUUCAUAGUGUUUCGUCGUCUCGCCAGUUGUGUCCCUCCAGACAACAUCGAGUACCUCCUCUUGCAGACCUCUUAUGGGCAGCACCACUGGACCCCACCCAAAGGUCAUGUGGAUCCGGGCGAGGACGACCUUACCACAGCCCUGAGGGAGACCAAGGAGGAGGCGGGGCUUGGAAAGGAGCAGCUGAAGGUUGUUGACGGAUUUUUGCAGGAGCUGCGCUACGAAGUGCGAGGCAAACCCAAAGAGGUGCUGUACUGGCUGGCCGAGCUGAGAGACACAGGAACAGCUGUGACUCUGUCUCACGAGCACCAGGACUACCGCUGGGCCCGGCUGGAGGAGGCCUGCACUCUGGCCCAGUACAAAGACCUGCAGGACACUCUGAGAGCAGCAAGCACACACCUGCAGAACAAAAAGCAAUGAACCCAAAUGUACACGCUGCAGAAGGGAUGGUUAAAGAAGGGGAAGCGUCUGCUGGUGUGAGGGACCUCAGACUUUGGUUUAUCAGAGCACUAAUGUAACGGUGUCUCUACUGUAUAAGGUAAAGCUGAGUAUAUUCUCUUUUUUAUAAGACAAAGGUUAAAUUGAAGAAAAUAUACAACAAUACAUGAUUCUAAAAUAAAUUGGCUUCCCUAGUUUUGAAUACAUAAAUGUGAACAAGUAAAUAAACCAUAACAUAAAGCAAGGAGACAGUUACUCACUGGAUACAAAUACAAUGUAAGCAGUAGAUGCUGCCACAGGGUGGCGACAAAACAAGCAAUAUCUUUGAUGUACAUUGGUCACCAGAUUACAAAACCCUGCAAGCUCUAGAAACACACCCCAGAUGUGCAAUGAGCUCAGAAACAGUCUCAGUCCUUUUUUCAGCUCUCAGUAUCCAAAUAAAAGCGAGAGAUACAUCAAUCACCUUUCCAAAGGAGUUUCUGUCAAGACAUUUUAGAGAGGCCAUUAUUAUGCAAUGACUCUGGGAGAUCAUGCAUCUCAAACAAUGGAUAUUAGGUUAACCAUUAUUUAGGGUUAUAUAUUGAACUAUUUAUUAUAUAGCUCUUUUACAAAUAUAUUUUAUAAAGCCAUUUGCAAACAUGCAGCAUUACCACAUCAUAAAUUAGAUUGUGGGAUUUGAACUAGGUGCUGUUUGCCACUCAUGAUAAAAUGAUGAAGAUUGAUAGUACUACAGGCAGGAGGAACAUAUCUAUCUUUGAUUUUGAGGUUAACUGUCCCUUUAAGCUAAUCCUUAAAACAAAACCAAGUUUUUAGGACAAACAAUAAUGUUAUAAAAACAACAGGCAGCAUUGACACAUAAAUCUCAUUUUACGAUGGCACGAUUGAGCAGAGGUUUUAUGUACGGUCACUGUGGACAUGUUAUUAAUCCAGGCAGAAUCUGUAGAUUCAAAGUAUUUUUUAAUCCAAUCUGACCCCCUCAUGUUGUUCAACAACCUAAAAGUAAUUUGAAAAUUAGAUGAUGGAAUAUAGUCAUAAAGAGCGGGAAGAACCAAAAAUACAUUUAAUCAACACUGCUUUUUCUCUCACUAGGGAAGAGUGAAAUUAAAGACAGGCUUUUAUACUUGACCCUGGUCACUGUGACAGUCACAUUGUACUACAAACAGGAACAUUCUGCUCUCAAUGCCACACACAGGAUUAAUGGCCCCUGUCGAAGGGAUGAAAUUAAAGUAAUUAAAGAAA